AUGGCGGAUGUCAAUUUGACAUUAGUUACCGAGUUCAUCCUCUUGGGCCUGACAGACCGAGUAGAACUGAAGGUGGUGCUCUUCGUGCUGUUCCUGCUGAUCUACGCCGUCUCCUUGGUGGGCAACCUGGGGAUGCUUUUCCUAAUCCACAUAACUCCCAAGCUUCACACGCCCAUGUAUCGCUUUCUCAGCUGCCUGUCAUUUGUGGAUGCCUGCUAUUCAUCAGUUUUUGCACCCAGAAUGCUGUUGAAUUUCUUUGUGGAACGCGAGACGAUCUCAUUCUCCGCAUGCAUUGUGCAAUACUUUUUAUUCGUGUCACUCAUUACCACCGAGGGCUUUCUGCUUGCAGCCAUGGCUUAUGACCGCUAUAUGGCCAUUGUGAACCCUUUACUGUACACAGUGGCUAUGACCAAAAUAGUUUGUGUUGUACUUGUGUUGGGAUCAUGUGCUGGCGGCUUAAUCAACUCACUGACGCACACAAUUGGCUUAUUGAGACUGUCCUUCUGUGGGCCCAAUGUCAUCAGUCACUUCUUCUGUGACCUGCCUCCCCUGUUAGAGCUGUCGUGUUCUGACACAUCCAUGAAUGAGCUCCUGCUUCUAGUCUUCACCACCAUUAUUGCUAUGAUCACAUUCCUGACAGUGGUCAUCUCCUAUGUUUUCAUUGUUGCUGCUAUCCUGAGGAUCCGCUCUGCAGCAGGUAGACAGAAAGCCUUCUCCACAUGCGCCUCGCAUCUUACAGUUGUGACUUUGUUCUAUGGCUCUAUAAGCUUCAGUUACAUUCAACCCAGCUCCCAGUAUUCCUUGGAACAGGAAAAGGUGGUAUCUGUCCUCUACACCCUGGUGAUUCCUAUGUUAAACCCGCUGAUUUACAGUUUAAGGAACAAGGAGGUGAAAGAUGCCGUCAAACGGGCUAUAGAAAUGAAAUGUUUCCCUUGUUGA
Chinchilla lanigera (long-tailed chinchilla) is the source of this 939-nucleotide messenger RNA. RefSeq names its product olfactory receptor 1052-like. Gene Ontology annotation, biological process: sensory perception of smell; G protein-coupled receptor signaling pathway. Bases 1 to 939 code for a protein of 312 amino acids. Gene Ontology annotation, molecular function: odorant binding; G protein-coupled receptor activity; olfactory receptor activity. NCBI's taxonomy places the organism in Eukaryota, Metazoa, Chordata, Mammalia, Rodentia, Chinchillidae. Gene Ontology annotation, cellular component: membrane. The transcript has a single exon. The record is from RefSeq and is a predicted model, not a curated record.